Molecule: messenger RNA, 1421 nt
Organism: Phragmites australis (common reed)
Lineage: Eukaryota; Viridiplantae; Streptophyta; Magnoliopsida; Poales; Poaceae
Product: THO complex subunit 4B-like
Exons: 5
Coding region: 1-1095 (364 amino acids)
Biological process (GO): mRNA export from nucleus
Cellular component (GO): nucleus
Molecular function (GO): mRNA binding
Source: RefSeq, a predicted model, not a curated record
AUGUCGAAUCAAAUCGUCCUCUUCCUUCUCCUUGCCUCAAGCUCCUCCAAUCAAUCGGCCGCCGCGAUUGCUUGCGGAAAGGAGAAGCCAGCCAGCCAAGAGGAAGACGAUGAACGGAAAGGAAAGUGGUGGAUGGGCCUCGGCUGGUUCCUGGAAGGAGAAGCCCAGCCCAGCCCAGCCCAGCCUAAACCCAGCAGCAGCAGCAGCAAUACUACCUAUCAGCCCACUGGACUGCGUAGUUGCGCUCCGGUGGCGGUGUCUCUCUCGUCUCGUCUCCUCCCUUCUCCCUUCUGGCUCGCCGCCACCGCCGCCGCCGCGGGAGAGAAGAGAGAGAGGAUGGCCGACGCUCUCGACAUGCCCCUCGACGACCUCAUCUCCAAGAACAAGAACAAGAACAAGCAGCACAACCAACGCCCCCGCGGAGCUGGAGGCCCUGCACCCACAGCCCCCCGUCGCCGCUUCAACACCCGCGCUGCCGCUGCCCCUUACCACCACCACCGCACCACCUCCUCUUUCCAGGCACAUGCGCGGCCCAUGGCGUAUGGAUACGGGGCCCAGCCGCCGAUGUCCGCCCUCGACACGCCCACAAAGCUCUACAUCUCCAACCUCGACUACGCCGUCUCCAACGACGACAUCAAGGAACUCUUUUCUGAUGUUGGUGAUAUCAAGCGUUUCUCCAUUAACUAUGACAGGAGUGGAAGAUCAAAGGGAACUGCAGAGGUUGUGUUCUCAAGAAGAUCGGAUGCUCUAGCUGCUGUUAAGAGGUACAAUAAUGUGCAGCUUGAUGGCAAACCUAUGAAAAUUGAGAUCAUUGGAACAAAUAUUGAGGCGCCACCAGUCGCUACCUUGGCCUUCAAUCCACCAGCUGCAAACUUCAAUUUGCCGUUCAAAAGUGGACCUGGUAGGGGUGGUGCUGGAGGAUGGCCUCGGGGUAGAGGUGGAUUCGGUGGGCGUGGGCGUGGGCGUGGGCAUGGGGGCCGUGGACAAGGGAGGGGAGGGCAAGGGAGGGGAGGGCGUGGCGAUCAGCAAGUUUCUGCUAAGGAUCUGGAUGCUGACUUGGACAAGUACCACGCUGAAGCAAUGCAAAUCAGCUAAACUGUUCUGCAACUGGGUUGCUUGCAUUCAACACAGCCUGCAGGUCUUCCUUUGUCCCCUUUUGUAGGAAUAGACGCAGACACAUGUGUAAUGGUGAGCGGGUUGUAUUUUGGUUUUGAAGAAGCAGCAUUUGCAUUGAGCGUGUUGGGUGAUGAGAGGAGGGUGAGAGUCUUGUUCAUCAGCUUCUUAAGGUCGCUGCAUGCAAAGUUGAACUGCGUGAUUGUUUGUCUUCAAUUUGGAAGAGUUAUCCUCCAAAUUUAAAUUUUGUAGUAUUCCUUGAAUUUGUACAUCACUAUGCUACUGAGGUUGCAGCAGCUUCAAGUCAA